AUGUGUUCAUCAAACAAUAACUGGAAUGCUGUUAAGGCACAUGCAGCAAAGCUAAUGCAGUACCUCGGAUACGCGGAUAAACGAAAAAAAUGCAAUGCGUUUAAACGAAAAUGUAGCACUGUAUAUCUAUUUUUUAUUCUGUUUUUAAGUUGCUGUAAAAAGCGUUCAUCUCUCCCACCUUACCCCUUAUGGAAGCGCGCUGAAAUGGACGAAGCAAAAACUUAUAACAACGAAGAAAUGUCUGAGGGGCUAAGUGAUCUGAUCGAUAUAAAUGCUGAGCCAGCUGUGGAAAAUGUACAAAAACAAAUAAUGUCGCAGGCUAAAAUAUUCGAAGCCAUCAAAGAAGCGAGCAAGGAAAUAUUCCGACAGAAGAACAAACAAAAAAUGAGGCAGCGUGAAGAAGUCCAAGAUAAUACUGAAGGUGUCUAAGC
Messenger RNA from Anastrepha ludens (Mexican fruit fly), 431 nucleotides. Its product is annotated as cardioactive peptide-like. The coding region runs from base 1 to 429 and encodes 142 amino acids. The record is from RefSeq and is a predicted model, not a curated record. The transcript has 3 exons. Lineage: Eukaryota; Metazoa; Arthropoda; Insecta; Diptera; Tephritidae.